UGUUCUUUGCCUUAUGUAGUCAUGGCCACCACGCAGGUCUUGACUUGAUCGAGACAAGCAUCUUUCUUCUCUACACCCCAAAUUAGACUGUAGACAAACCCUUCCGCAAUGGUUCAAAACUCAACAAGUCUACUGGCAUGUCUGCUCAUCCUUUCGGUUGGAGUGGACAGUCACACGCUUAUGCAAAACCCCAUUCCUUUCCCAAGUCAACUCCGGGACAACGGUCCAGUAGCCAACGAUGGCUCAGACUGGCCAUGUAAGGGCGAAGUGGAUUACGAUUGGUCCGGCGUGGCCAACAUCUGGGAAAGGGGCUCAAAGCAAUACUUGCAGUAAGUCAACCAUCUGUACAGGCUGCUACUUGAAGUAAACGUGUUGACGACUUACACAGGGCCAUGGGAGGCGCUUCCCACGGCGGCGGCUCGUGCCAAAUCUCGGUGACACGGGACCUCAAGCCCACAAGGAAGAGCCAAUGGAGAGUCAUCCACUCCAUCGAGGGCGGGUGUCCGAUCCGGAACCUCACCGAGGUCAACUACGGAGAUUCUCCCACAGUCGUCCUGCCUAGCCUCUACAACUUCACCGUCCCGGACUGGCUGCCCGUAGGACCGGCCGUUAUGGCGUGGACAUGGUACGGUCGCUGGAGCGUUCCCGAAAUGUUUAUGAAUUGCGCUCCCAUAGUGGUUCUGGGCCAGGAGACGAACGCAGACGUCACUGAACAAGAGCGGGCGGCAAAGUUUGACCAGGCGCCCCUCGUGUUCGAGGCUAACAACGGCAACGGCUGCUGGACGCAAAAUAAGGGCAGCUGUGUAAAAUUCCCCAACCCGGGCGAGUCUCUCGUGGUCAACGAGGAAUGUCCUUUGUACGAGGAGACAAUGUUUACGGGGAAGUGCGGACCUGAGAGGAGUCUGGGAAACCUUUGGAGCUGGCCGUCACAAUGGGCCAUCUUCAGUGGCGGUGCCGUUGCCGUUGCUCUUGUUCUCGGAGCCAUGCGCGCUGCCAGGACUUGGCGCGGAAGGCAGAAAUACGCGCAUCGUAAGCUCGCAACUGACGAUGUCUAAGUUUUUCGGCUGAAGAUUUGAGUCGUUUGGUGUCGUUUGCCGGGGGACCGUGUAGGGUUCAUGAGCACUAAGUCUAAUGUUGGGAAGGUUCUAGAAGCAAUAUCACGAC
Messenger RNA from Colletotrichum acutatum, 1164 nucleotides. RefSeq lists its product as uncharacterized. Bases 393 to 1055 code for a protein of 220 amino acids. Lineage: Eukaryota; Fungi; Ascomycota; Sordariomycetes; Glomerellales; Glomerellaceae. The transcript has a single exon. The record is from RefSeq and is a predicted model, not a curated record.